This is a messenger RNA of Euleptes europaea (tarantolino), 1728 nucleotides long. It is a transcript of the gene ARHGAP19, whose product is annotated as Rho GTPase activating protein 19. Gene Ontology annotation, molecular function: GTPase activator activity. The record is from RefSeq and is a predicted model, not a curated record. Gene Ontology annotation, cellular component: cytoplasm. Gene Ontology annotation, biological process: signal transduction; regulation of small GTPase mediated signal transduction. Bases 27 to 1517 code for a protein of 496 amino acids. NCBI's taxonomy places the organism in Eukaryota, Metazoa, Chordata, Lepidosauria, Squamata, Sphaerodactylidae. The transcript has 12 exons.
UCUUCCAGCUGUAUCUCUGCUUUCCAAUGCCUCUCCAGAAGAUUUCAGCACUUGUUGAUGCCAUUUGCAGUUUUGUUAUCUGCAAUGACUCCUCCCUUCCCCGACAACCGAUCAUUUUCAAUCCAGACUUCUUUGUUGAGAAGCUGCGGCAUGAGAAACCAGAGGUGUUCACAGAGCUCGUGGUCAGUAACAUCACCCGGCUGAUUGACCUUCCUGGAGCAGAGCUGGCUCAGUUGAUGGGAGAGGAGGAUCCCCAGCUGCCUGGUGGGACUGGCGUCACCUCGGGGUUUAUCCGUUCCCUGAUGUCUCUGAAACGCAAAGAGAAAGGGUUGGUGUUUGGAGCUCCUUUGACUGAAGAAGGCAUUGCUCAAAUAUCUCAACUGAUUGAGUAUCUGCACAAGAAUCUGCGGGUGGAAGGCUUGUUCCGAGUGCCAGGAAACAACGCCAGGCAGCAGAUCUUGAAAGAAGCCUUGAACAGCGGGGCAGCGAUUGAUCUGGAUUCUGGGGAGUUUCACUCCAAUGAUGUGGCCACUCUGCUGAAGAUGUUCCUUGGAGAACUACCAGAGCCCCUGCUAACCCAUAAGCAUUUCCAUGCACACCUCAAAAUUUCAGACCUGAUGCAGUUUGAUGACAAGGGCAACAAGACCAGCAUUCCAGAUAAAGAGCGUCAGAUUGAAGCACUGCAGCUGCUCUUCCUAAUCCUACCGCCCCCGAAUCGCAACUUGCUAAAGCUGCUCCUGGACCUCCUUUACCAGACGGCAAAGAAACAGGACAAGAACAAAAUGUCGGCUCACAACCUGGCUCUUAUGUUUGCACCCCACAUUCUGUGGCCUCGAAAUGUGACCACCAGUGACCUGCAGGAGAACAUCGCCAAGCUGAACAAUGGGAUGACUUUCAUGAUUAAGCACUCACAGAAAAUCUUCAGGGCUCCAUCAUACAUCCGGGAGUAUGCCAGACAGUAUUAUUUGGGCUCCAGAACACAUGCCUCCAAGGAUGACAUGGACUUGCCCAUGCCCCGGGGUUUCAGAGACUUCCAGCCCCUGAAGUUCAAGAGGCGGGGGCUGUUGGAUCCUUCUGCCCACCAGGAAGAGACCCAUCAGCACACAGAGGAGGCACUGAAAGAGCUGUUCCGCCAUGUUCAUAAUAUGCCAGACUCUGCCAAGAAAAAGAAACUCAUACAACAGUUUCACAAACACUCUGAAGCUCUCACUCCUGGAGGUACACCCACAACUCAGAAGCGGACACGUACCCGUUCUUUCAGCGGCCUCAUCAAGCGUAAGGUGCUGGGGAGUCAAGUGUCCUUGGACAAAAAAGAGAAAGAUACUGUUUUGGAACCAAUGGGCACCAAGGAUCCAAAGCAUGGCAGUAAGGAGAAUAUCAAAGUGUUACAGAAAUCUGGUUCCUCUCCAACACUCAAUGUGAUUCGAGCAAGACUCAAGUCCUUUGAGAGCAGGAAAGAGGCCGCCUGUAAACGUACUCACUCUCAUUGGUGUUCAGCGGAGGAGUCUUCCAUUUGAGCAUCCACUCGAUGGUUUCCAUAUGCAGCAAAGACUUGCAAACCUGUGAAUAAUGCCUGCUCCCCCAAUCUGUGAGCAAAUGUCUGUGCCAGAGCUCCCUGAUCCCUUUAACUCCACUCACUGGAGCCUGGCCAACUACUGAGUAUCUGCUAGAACAAGACUUUCUUCCGUUGAGCAUGGAGGAGGAAACCACUAUCUGUCUGAAAUGCAA